GGGGCUGUGAAGGUGACCGUGCCCGUUUCUCCAGCCGUGGUGGGCAGCGGGAUCGGCGGCUCGGCCGCCGCCUAUUUCCUGCGGCAGAAGUUCGGCCAGGGCGUGCAGCUGCACGUGCUGGAGAAGGGAGUGCUGGGCGGCCGGCUGCACACGCUGGACAUGGAGGGGGCCACCUACGAGGUUGGGGGGUCCGUGAUCCACCCCCUCAACCUGCACAUGAAGCAUUUUGUCAAGGAGCUGGGCCUUUCAGUCGCCUCAGUCCAGGACGGCCUCGCGGGCGUUUACAAUGGGGAGGAAUUUGUGUUUGAGGAGAGCAGCUGGUCCUUCAUCAACCUCCUCAAGCUGCUCUGGCACUACGGCCUCAACUCCCUGCGCAUGUCCAUGUGGGUGGAGGACAUCCUGGACAAGUUCAUGAGGAUCUACCGGUACCAGAUGCACGACUACGCCUUCAGCAGCAACGAGCGCCUGCUCCACGCCCUGGGAGGCGACGACUUCACCCGGCUGCUCAACCAGACCAUCGAUGAGGCCAUGCAGAAAGCGGGCUUCUCCCAGAAAUUCAUCAAUGAGGUGGUUUGUCCGGUCAUGAGGGUGGAUUAUGGCCAAGGUGUCACCAUCAAUGCCUUUGUAGGUGCUGUGUCCCUGGCCGGGGUGCAGGCAGGCCUUUGGUCUGUGAAAGGGGGGAACAAACUUGUCUGCUCCGGCCUCAUCUACUCCUCCAAGGCCGAGGUUAUCCCAGGAACAGUCGUGUCCAUAGAGCCAAAAACCAGAACCAGGCGUGGCGGGGAGCCGGUGAAGCUCUACGAGGUCACCUACAACACGUCCUCGGGGCUGACGGGGGACACGUACGACAUGGUGCUGAUCGCAGCCCCGCUCGGCCGCAAGCUGGCCAACAUCACCUUCCGCAACUUCGACCCUCCCAUCCCGGAAUUCCCCAACCCCUACCACCAGACCGUCACCACCCUGGUGCACGGGCGCUUGAACACCUCCUUCUUCGGCUACAGCGACCCCCAGGCUUUUCACCUGGGGGCCAUUUUCACCACGGACAACCCCAAACUGUUCAUCCACAGCCUGAGCGUGGUGUCCCCCGCGGGGGACGCGGCCACGGGCGGGAAGCUGCCCUUGCAGUCGGCCGUCUGGAAGGUGUUUUCCAAGGAAGAGCUCACCAAGGAGCAGCUCAAUUUGCUCUUCUCCUCCUACGACUCGGUGAAGGUGAAGCCGUGGUUGGCGUAUCCGCAGUACAGCCCUCCCGAGAAGUUCCCUCCCAUCGUCCUGCACGAGCAGCUGUACUACCUGAACGGGCUGGAGCGCGCCGCCAGCGCCAUGGAGAUCAGCGCCAUCGCCGCCCGCAACGCCGCCCUGCUCGCCUUCCACCGCUGGCACGGCCACAGCGCCAGCGUCGACCAGGAGGACCUGCACGAGAAGCUCAAAACAGAGCUCUGAGACCCGCCCCCGCGGCUAAUUAACACUAACGAACUCUGUGCUUCGCCCCUCUGAGGAGGUGUUUUGUAGGAUCAUGACAUCCUUAAAGUUGGAAGACUUUCAAGAUGAUCGAGACCAUCAAGAUCUUGAAGACCUACAGGACCUUGAAGACCUUCAGGAUCAUCAAGACCUUCAAGAUUAAGACCUUCAAGACAGCCAAUUAACAGCCAAGUAAUUAACACCAAUAAACUCCUGGCUUUGCCCCUCCAAGGAGGUGUUUUAUAGGAUCAUGGCAUCCUUAAAGUUGGAAGACUUUCAAGAUGAUCAAGACCAUCAAGACCUUCAAGAUCAAGACCUUCAAGACAGUCAAUUAACAGCCAAGUAAUUAACAACAAUGAAUUCUGUGCUUUGCCCCUCCAAGGAGGUGUUUUAUAGGAUCAUGGCAUCCUUAAAGUUGGAAGACUUUCAAGAUGAUAAGAGACCUUCAAGACCUUCAGGAUCAUCAAGACAGCCCAUUAACAGCCAGAUAAUUAACACCAAUAAACUCUGAGCUUUGCCUCUCCAAGGAGGUGUUUUGUAAAACAAAGUUGGAAGAUCUUCAAGACCUUCAAGAUGCCAUAAUUACCAUUAAUGAACUGUGCUUUGCCCCUCCAAGGAGGUGUUUCAUAAAACCAUGGAAUCCUUAAGGUUGGAAGAGCUUCAAGAACUUAAAGACCAUCAGUAUUAUCAAGACCUUCAAGAACAUCAAAACCUUCAAGACCUUCAAGAUCAUCAGAACCUUCCAGAACUUCAGGAUCUUGAAGACCUUAAAGAUUUUCAAGACCUUCUAGAUCAUCAACACCCUCAAGGUCAUCAAGACCUUCAAGCCCAGCUAUCAACCCAACCACGUUGACCACUAACGACGUCCUCAAGUGCCGCGUCCAUACGUUUGGACACUUUCAGGGAUGGUGACUCCACCACUGGCCUAGGCUGGACACCUCUUCCUUCCAGGACAAAAUUCUACCCAGUAACUCAUCUUGAACUCCCUCAGUGCCACCUGGGAGCCGUUUGGCCAACUCAGGAGGGAGCAGGAGCACUGAGAUGUUCCCAAGUAAGCAAAUUCCUGAGUUUUCCUCAAAUUCCUUGGUUUAUCCCUAUCUGACAUUAGGGAAUUCAUUAAAAGUGCCAUAAUGACCCCAAAAGUGCUCUCCAGCUGGGAAUAUCGAUUCCCUGGCUGUCCCUUCCCGUGCCCCCAACUUUUCCAAAGGGUCUGCCAAGGAAUUAUUCCUCAAGGUGGAAACUGGGAGCUGCCAGAAUGGGUGGGAAAGAGGAAAAACCACCAAUAUCCAUCGCUGUGUUGAGGUAUGAAGGAGGUAAUAAAGAAUUGAACAAACUGA
This is a messenger RNA of Ficedula albicollis (Collared flycatcher), 2795 nucleotides long. It is a transcript of the gene PCYOX1, whose product is annotated as prenylcysteine oxidase 1. The record is from RefSeq and is a predicted model, not a curated record. The transcript has 7 exons. Gene Ontology annotation, biological process: prenylcysteine catabolic process; prenylated protein catabolic process. Gene Ontology annotation, molecular function: prenylcysteine oxidase activity. Lineage: Eukaryota; Metazoa; Chordata; Aves; Passeriformes; Muscicapidae. Bases 160 to 1440 code for a protein of 426 amino acids.